AUGCAAACACACGGAAACUUAGCAGCUAGUUCUUUGUGGCAACCGACGGAACUCGCUAGACGUAUGCUCGGGGAGAGACCAUCGCCUGUUCCGCCAACUAGAGAGCUUUGGCCUCCACCAGAGCCGCUAUUAAGUAUAAGCACAUUGCAACUGGCUUAUCAACAAGAUUUUCAAGAUGACUUAUCUCCAAGACGCGCAUCAACCCUUCCUUCUCAACCUUAUGUUCCAACGACGGUGCCUAUAGAUUGUGAUGAACGUCCGCGUUUUUGUACUGUAGGCACAAAUACGGAACCUCCUCAAACAAUAGCAAGUCGAAUAAGACGCUUAUUUCGACGAGAAGAUGACAUCGCUUCUUUUCCAACAUUGCAACUAACUUCUAGGAAAAUGGAAUCUCAAAUAGAGCCAUAUGAUGAAAACCCAACUCAUCGGGCUGUCAACGGUAUAAAAAAGGCCAUAUCGGGAGCAAAAUACCGCGUCGCCCCUCACACUGAAAGCACUGAUAGUCCAAAGAUCGUCUAUGAUACAUCCAAACCAGGAGAUCGAAUGUUUACGACAUUUGGGGCGAGUAAAUCUCGGAAAUGGCUUAGGUUCCCAGCAAAAUUAAAUUGUGUUCAGCACAUUAGAGGUCUAAGAAUCUUGUGUGGUCAACGACGUCGACAAUCUUCACACCUAGAGCGUGCGCGCAUGCAGGGGCGCGCGGGAGCUAGCCCGAGCGGGCUCCGCUCGCACCCGCGCGCCCUGCCGCCUGUGUUGCCGCCGCCGCCGCAGUUCGCGUCAGAACAAGACGAGAUGCCAGCCAAUCAGAUUGCUCAGGUGAUCGCGUUAAUAUGUGGACUUUUAGUAGUGAUACUAAUGGUUUUGGGGCUGGCAUCAGCCGAUUGGCUGAUGGCGGCGGGCUGGAGACAGGGCUUGUUUAUGCACUGCAUAGACCCCGAGGCACCAACGCCGCUCCCCUUCGACAUAACGGCUCAACCCGGUUGCUACGCUGCGAGGCCCGCGCCAUAUAUCAAGGCGGCGGCGGGGCUGUGCGUGGCGACGCUGGCAGCAGACGUGUGCGGCGCGCUGCUCACAGGGCUCGGCCUGCGCUCGGCAGAUCACCGUACAAAAUUCCGAUAUUAUCGGUUCGCUGUACUCGCCAUGUCACUUGCACUAAUGUGCAUUUUAAUAGCACUAGUCAUAUAUCCAGUAUGUUUCGCCGCAGAACUUAACUUGGGUAACAGGUCGGUGUGGGAGUUUGGUUGGGCGUACGGCGUCGGCUGGGGCGCCGCCAUCUUCUUAUUCGGGGCUGUCGUACUUCUGCUAUGCGACAAGGAGAGCGAGGAGCUCUACUAUAAGGAACGGAAAGUGGUGAGCGGCGAGGGCGGCGGGCGCCCC
Messenger RNA from Brenthis ino (lesser marbled fritillary), 1374 nucleotides. The record is from the annotation of a GenBank genome assembly. NCBI's taxonomy places the organism in Eukaryota, Metazoa, Arthropoda, Insecta, Lepidoptera, Nymphalidae.